Messenger RNA from Hevea brasiliensis (rubber tree), 1988 nucleotides. Its product is annotated as dof zinc finger protein DOF1.4. Gene Ontology annotation, biological process: regulation of DNA-templated transcription. Bases 153 to 1199 code for a protein of 348 amino acids. NCBI's taxonomy places the organism in Eukaryota, Viridiplantae, Streptophyta, Magnoliopsida, Malpighiales, Euphorbiaceae. Gene Ontology annotation, molecular function: DNA-binding transcription factor activity; DNA binding. The transcript is spliced from 2 exons. The record is from RefSeq and is a predicted model, not a curated record.
UAAUAUAUCACAAGACUCUCUUUUUAUGCUAAUCUUUCUCUCAUCUCUUACACAGUCUCCCAAAAUUUCUACCCAUCAAGAGAGAGACUCACGUCGCCACCUGCUCUUUGUCUGUUCACUCUUUGUUUCAACGGAUUCCAUUGUGAGAGAAAAUGUUGGGAAACUGUGAGAAGAUGGUUGUCAUCUCUCCACCUACUAACGAAUGGCCACAGAAUCAGAUAGAUGAGAAAAGCUUGAUCCCAUCUACAAGUAAACUAAUGGAGAAAAGGGGCCAAGAACUAUCACAACCACAACACCACCAGCAGCAGCAGCCACAGCAAGCUCUCAAGUGUCCCCGCUGUGACUCCUCUAACACCAAGUUCUGUUACUACAAUAACUACAGCUUGUCCCAGCCCAGGCACUUUUGCAAGGCUUGCAAGCGAUACUGGACCAGAGGUGGAACCUUGAGGAAUGUUCCCGUGGGAGGUGGAUGCAGAAAGAACAAGCGUGUGAAGAGGCCUACCACUGCCGUUGAAGGUGCUACUUCAGUCUCUGGUGCUAACCCUAAUCCUACUUCCCAAACGCAAGUCGAUAUUUCUUCAACUUCAAAUCACAUCAAUCCUUUGUUUUAUGGGUUACCCACUAACCCAACUGAGAUAGAUCUCCCAUUUCCUGGAAGGUUCACUUCGAGAAUCUCAUCAAUUGUGGAUACUGUUUCUGGGUAUGAUCUCCAACCUCAGCUGAAUGCUCUUGCUUUAGGGUUUUCAUCAGGAAUCAUGACAAGUGAAGCUAAUGUCUUUAACUCCGCUAAGCAAAUCCAAGAUGUGGUUACUUCAAGUUCACUGCCUCCAAAUUAUUCCAUCUUUGGUUCCUCUUCUUCCACCACAACUUCUCCAACUAUGGCUACUUUGCUUGCCUCUAGCCUUCACCAACAAAAGUUCAGUAUCAAAGAUAUUAGAGCUCCUAACCACUUUCAGACUUUAACACCUUUCGAGGACCUGCAAAUGAGUGGCAAUUUUGAAUCCGGGAUCGCUAUGAAAGAAGUGAAAAUUGAACAAGACAAAAGCAGGUUGGACUGGAAUAUUCCAUGCCAGAACCAGAUAGAGCAAAUUGGCUUCUCAUCAUCAGAUCCCUCGAUUUAUUGGAACGCAGCCACAAGCACUGUCGGUGCAUGGCAUGAUCCAUCGAAUAUUGGGUCCUCCGUCACUUCUCUGAUCUAGCACAAUCAACCGCUAUUUCUUUCAAUUCAUCUCUCUCUCUCUCUCUCUCUCUCUCUCUCUCUCUCUUCUUUUCAAUAAUCUUGGUCUCUUCAGCUUAGGUUUUCGUUUCUUGAUUACUUCUGUUUGAAGUGGAGUUUAUGGAGUGGGAUUGACAUAUCAGAAAAGGUCUAAAAAAGGGUAAAGUUCGGUAUUAAACAAAUUAAAGAUGAGAGGAGCUUGGAUCGGAGAGAUCAUGUCAGCUGCAAGAAAUCGGCCUACUAGUUUUAGUUUCAAGGUUGAAUAAAUUCCUAUUUGCGCUGAGAGGAACCUCGGAUCCUCUUCCAUCUCAUCAAGUACUCAGCUACCACCAUCAUCAUCAUCUACACAGUGUUGAAGAAAGGAUCAACUAUUUGGUGCAGCUUUCUUGUAUCAGUGAGUUGGUCUAAUUAAUUGCUUAAUUUGUACGUAUAUAUGCAUGACAUGUACUCCUUUCUUUCUAAUGUACUUGUUAUUUGGGUUGGGGUUUGGGGGAUAUAUGUUACAAUCCUCUAGAUGGAGGCACUGAUGAAUUUUUGUAUUGCUGCUUUUAGUUUUUGUGUUUUAAUACUUAUUUUUGGGUUUCUGGGGAUAAAAGGAUUGGAUUUGGGUAUAAGUGGUAUAGAAGAAAGGGGGAGAUUUGCAUUAAUGUGGGUAAUUUUGUUUUUGUGGUUAUUAUUGGGUCUUGGUUAGAUCUUGUACGUUCACUUGUUUUUGCACCUCUGAUGUUUGUUGGCAAUUGCAAGGAAAUUAUUAUAUCGUGGUUUUGGAAAA